Molecule: messenger RNA, 921 nt
Organism: Urocitellus parryii (Arctic ground squirrel)
Lineage: Eukaryota; Metazoa; Chordata; Mammalia; Rodentia; Sciuridae
Gene: Ucp1
Product: uncoupling protein 1
Biological process (GO): transmembrane transport
Source: RefSeq, a predicted model, not a curated record
AUGGUGAGCCCCACAGCCUCCGACGUGCACCCGACCAUGGCCAUCAAGAUCGUCUCAGCCGGAGUGUCAGCCUGCUUGGCGGAUGUGAUCACCUUCCCGCUGGACACCGCCAAAGUCCGGCUACAGAUCCAAGGCGAAUUCCCAGUCUCCAGCGGUAUUACGUAUAAAGGUGUCCUGGGAACAAUCACCACCCUAGCAAAAACCGAAGGGCCCAUGAAACUGUACAGCGGGUUGCCUGCGGGAUUGCAAAGGCAAAUAAGCUUCGCCUCUCUUAGGAUCGGCCUCUAUGAUUCUGUCCAGGAGUACUUCACCUCAGGGAAUGAAACACCCAGUUUGGGAAGCAAAAUCUCAGCCGGACUCACAACUGGAGGAGUGGCAGUGUUCAUUGGGCAGCCCACCGAGGUGGUGAAGGUCAGGCUCCAAGCACAGAGCCACCUACAUGGUCUCAAACCUCGCUACACCGGGACCUACAACGCGUACAGAAUUAUAGUAACAACAGAGAGCUUCAGGAGUCUUUGGAAAGGGACUACUCCUAAUCUGUUGAGAAACGUCAUCAUCAAUUGCACAGAGUUGGUAACAUAUGACCUGAUGAAGGGGGCUCUUGUGAGAAACAAAAUCCUAGCAGAUGAUGUCCCCUGCCACCUGCUGUCCGCUUUCGUCGCUGGAUUUUGCACCACACUCCUGUCCUCGCCUGCUGAUGUAGUGAAGACCAGAUUUAUUAACUCUCCGCCAGGGCAGUAUACCAGCGUGCCCAGAUGUGCAAUGGCAAUGCUCCACCAGGAAGGGCCGUCGGCAUUUUUCAAAGGAUUUCUACCUUCCUUCCUGCGACUGGCAUCCUGGAACCUCAUUAUGUUCGUGAGCUUUGAACAGCUGAAACGAGAAUUGAUGAAGUCCAGGCAGACAGUGGACUGCGCCACAUGA